AUGCGGUUCCGCAACCUUUUUGCGGUCUGUCUUGCGACUGAUGUCGCAUUGGCUAGCGUUUGCAAACCUCGACCUUCUGCCAGUUCUAGCGUUAUGACUGUCGAGAGUGCAACCUCGACCAUUUCUGCUACCGCUCCAACGACGACUGUCCAAGCUGAAUCGACCACUGCUACCUCUGCCGAUCUGUCGACUACUCUCACGUCUACUGUUGAUGACGAGACUACAGCGGAGGCUACAGAGACGGCUACUACCAUCGAAACAUCCGUGACUGUCGGUUUAUCGACUACUGCCAUUGAGACAACAGGCACUACAGAGACCGCCAACACAGAGACCGCCACUACAGAUACUACAACCACGGAUGGUGCAGCCACUGAUGAAACCACAACAACUGCUCUGGCUACGUCUGCUGAGACAACUACAGCCGAUGCCACCACCACAACCGCGGACAACUUCGACCCAAUCCCAACGUUCAACGUCCUCGCUAUCGGCGCGCAAGUCGAUGGCCAAAAGCUCAGCGGCGAGGUAGAACCAGGCUACGACAUGGGAUGGAACCUCCCAGGCGCACCGCAGAUCCUCGCAUUCUCCAUUGAACCAGACACAAGCCAAGUCAGAGAAAUCGGCGGAAACUAUCUGUGCGUCCGAUACACCGACAGAGACAUCCACUUUCUCACGCUCUGUGAUCCCGGCACGGAGACCAACUUCAUGGGCGGUAUUGCUAGGGUUACAUGUGAGCAGACUCGCGAUCAAAGGCUGGAGUGCUCGGCUCCUGCUGGGCAGUGCAUGGACGACCCUCUUACUGGUAUUCCGAUUUGCUCGGCCAUGCCUGGGACGUUCACGGGAUUUUAUGCGUAUUCUGGUGGGCCGACAGGAGUUACUCUUGCCAUGGGACGGGAGGAUAUUGCUUCUACUACUGAUACGCAGUCUGUUGACCUUGGGAUUGAACCUGCUUCUGAUGAUACAUAG
Molecule: messenger RNA, 963 nt
Organism: Fusarium subglutinans
Lineage: Eukaryota; Fungi; Ascomycota; Sordariomycetes; Hypocreales; Nectriaceae
Product: cytochrome P450 monooxygenase
Exons: 2
Coding region: 1-963 (320 amino acids)
Source: RefSeq, a predicted model, not a curated record